UAAACUAUAAACAUAACACGCCUUCUGUCCAAUUGUUCAAUUUGUCGACAAUCUUUUUUAGACAAACGGAGUACUAAAUAGCAAAUACUGAUCUAGAACAAGCAUUGACCUUAUACAUCCCCAAUUUCCACCUUACGUUUAGUUUCAUCAGAAAAUUUUUUAGAGAAGAGAGAUGGAGGGGAAAACGGGAUUAAUGUCUUCUCCGAAAGAAAAACCUCAUGUUGUUUGCAUUCCAUAUCCAGCACAAGGACACAUAAAUCCUAUGCUGAAACUAGCAAAGAUUCUUCAUCACAAAGGUUUCCAUAUCACUUUUAUCAACACUGAAUUCAACCACAAACGCUUACUCAAAUCCAGAGGUCCAGAUUCUUUAAAUGGCUUGCCUUCUUUCCAAUUCAAAACCAUACCAGAUGGACUUCCUCCAUCAGAUGAUGUUGAUGCCACUCAAGAUAUUCCAUCCCUUACCCAAUCCAUUUCUACAAAUUGUAUUGGCCCUUUUAAGGAUCUUCUUGCAAAACUGAAUCCACCAGUUAGUUGCAUUGUUUCUGAUGUGGCCAUGAGCUUCACCCUUGAAGCUGCCGAAGAGUUGGGAAUCCCUGAGGUCUUAUUUUGGUGCUCAAGUGCUUGUGCAUCUUUGGCUUAUGGCCACUUUUCUGUCUUCAUUGAGAAGGGCAUCAUACCAAUCAAAGAUGCCAGCUAUUUGACAAAUGGGUAUCUUGACCAAACUUUGGAUUGGAUGCCGGGGAUGAAAAAUAUACGGUUGAGAGAUCUUCCAAGUUCCAUUAGAACUACUGAUCCAGAUGAUAUCAUGGUGAAAAUCACACUUCAGGCAACGGGAUCAUCCCAUAAGGCGGCUGCGGUCAUUCUAAACACAUUUGAUGAACUCGAGCAAGAUUUUCUUGAUCCACUUUCAACUAUUUAUCCUCCUAUUUACACCAUUGGGCCACUAAAUCUGCUGGAAGAACAGGUAAAUGAUGAGGAUGAAACUUUAGCUGUCUUAGGGUCAAAUCUCUGGAAAGAAGAACCAGAAUGCCUUGAUUGGCUUGACAGGAAAGAUCCCAAAUCAGUUGUUUAUGUCAACUUUGGGAGCAUCACUGUCAUGACAUUUGAACAACUUGUGGAGUUUGCUUGGGGGCUUGCAAAUAGUCAAACAUCAUUUUUAUGGAUCAUUAGGCCGGAUCUUGUUUCGGGUGAUUCCGCGAUUCUUCCUCCUGAAUUCUUGGAGGAAGUCAAAGAAAGAGGAUUAUUAGUCCGUUGGUGUCCUCAAGAACAAGUUCUUAAGCACAAAUCUGUUGGAGGGUUUUUGACUCAUAAUGGAUGGAAUUCAACCCUUGAAAGUAUUAGCUAUGGUGUGCCUAUGAUUUGCUGGCCAUUUUUCGCUGAUCAACAAACCAAUUGCUGGGCUUGUCGAACUCAAUGGGGAAUCGGCAUGGAAAUCGACAACAAUGUCAAGAGGGAUGAAGUUGAGAGCCUUGUUAGAGAGUUAAUGGUUGGGGAGAAAGGUGAAGAUAUGAAGAGUAAAAGCUUGUAUUGGAAAAACAAGGCUGGAGAAGCUGCUAAAAGUGCAAGUGGUUCUUCUUGCUCCAAUUUGGAGAAACUUAUAAAAGUGCUUCUUCAAUCCUAAUAACUUGAUAUUCUACAUGGAAGUCGAAUUUUAUUUCUUUUUCAUUGUAGCCAUCAUCUAUCAUAGGGAGUGCUUCUUGCAGCCCAGCUGGAAUUUCAGGCCAUCGAAAGCUAUACAGAAACCAUUCUGGAAUCUUUGAGACACAAGAUUGCCAAUUUUUUCUCUAGAGGGAUUUUUUCAGCUUGGUAAGAGUGAAAAUAGAAUUAGUCUCUAGUUAGCUGCUUGUAGCAAAGAAUGGCCGUAAUAAUCGUCGAUCAACUGUAUAAUUGGAUGAUUUCCAGUGCCUAUGAAUGAAAUGAACCACUUACUCUCCUGAAAAAAAUUUACUCA
This is a messenger RNA of Oldenlandia corymbosa var. corymbosa, 1951 nucleotides long. Lineage: Eukaryota; Viridiplantae; Streptophyta; Magnoliopsida; Gentianales; Rubiaceae. The record is from the annotation of a GenBank genome assembly.